This is a messenger RNA of Anthostomella pinea, 228 nucleotides long. The record is from the annotation of a GenBank genome assembly. Lineage: Eukaryota; Fungi; Ascomycota; Sordariomycetes; Xylariales; Xylariaceae.
AUGUCGCUGGGAACGAAGCAGCCCGACCAAUCGACGCCGGGAAGGACGUCUCUGGCCGAAAGCGCAAGGGAAAAUCUGUGGAACCUCGCGGGACUCAAGGAUCGCAGACCCAAGGCCACGAAGGACGAGGGCAAGGGACGCAAGCGCCGCAGCGGAAGCACGGAAGGGUUACUCCGGCAACUGAAUCAGUCGAUGGAGAAUGACGAACCUGUAACGCAUCUUGAUUGA